UAACAAAACAACGACAAUUAAAAUUGGACGUAGUAACUAACAAAAAAAUUGUCAAAAACUUAAUUUGCGAUAUGAUGUGUGAUGGUGUAUUUAUUUUUGCUAUUGAUUUAAGUUGUUAAAGGGUUAUUUUCUACCCUAAAUUAGACUCUCUAACAUCUAACAUGCAGCUGAGUGUAUUUUCGACGUUUUGUAAAUAGGAGACAAAGGUGUUCUUUUUCAGGAACUAUGAGUCAACACUGGAUUGAAUUCAGUUAUGUAGUUAGUGAAAUAUAAAUAUAGCUAGGAAAAAGAUAGGCAAAAUGAUGACUUCGGAAGAAUCUGAUUCUUUGAGCACCGUGCCUUCUGAAGGGCAUCCUGAAGAGGCAUCAGGUCCUGAGGAGGCACCUUCAUCAAUGGUAUCCAGUGAAGCUGAGUCAGAAGGCAGCGCAUUGUCUGAGGCUCCUCGACAAGAUGCAAAUCAGGAUGGCUCGACCAGUGUGACAACGGACAGCUCACUGAUAGAACCUGGUAACAACCUCGCAGACAAACCCUCCUCAUCUGGGGACUGGAGGAGCAUUGGUGGUGUAUCAUCUCUUGUCUCAACCAGAGGACAAAUGCUGCCAUGGGGUUCCCACAAGGGCCCCAUAGUGCCCCCACCUGAUUCAGAUCUGAGGCCCGGAGAGUUUGUGAUGCGGCUACUCUUCACAGAGUUCACAGUGCAGGCAGAGAGGAAAAUGGAAGCAGUUAUGGCUGAACCUUUGGAAAAGCCAUUGAACAAAACACUGCAACGCGGCGAGGACCCCCAGUUGGACCAGAUAUUGAGCGCAUUCGGCACAGUGGCGGAGCAUUGUCUGCCGUCGCUGCUGCGGGCGCUGUUCGGCUGGCUCGAGCGGCAGAUGGCAGACUCCGUGCAGCUCAGCGAACAGGCCAAGAAACCCCACCAGGAUCUCAGAAAUAAAAGCAUAAUCUACAUAGUAUCAGGAAGUGCUGCGGGGGCGGAGGCCACGGAGCGAAGUUGUGAAGAGUUGCAGGCCGAGCGUCGCGACUUGGCUGUGGAGUUCCUCUUCUGCUUGGCCCUCAUCGAGGUCCUCAAGCAGCUGCCCUUCCAUCCGGGCCAUGAGGACCUGGUGCAUUACAUCGAGAAUGUGGCCUUCAAGAGAUUCAACUAUAAAGAAGGACUGCAGUCUAACCCGAAUGCAGCAAACGUGCACAUAAUAGCAGACUUGUAUGCUGAAGUCAUCGGAGUCCUGGCACAGUCCCGGUUUGCAUCUGUCCGGAAGCGCUUCACGGCCGAACUAAAGGAGCUGAAGAGCCGUGAGCCGUCGCCGCACACCACGCAAAGCAUCAUAUCCCUGCUCAUGGGCAUGAAGUUCUUCCGCGUCAAGAUGGUUCCCAUCGAGGAGUUCGAGGCCUCCUUCCAGUUCCUCCAGGAAUGCGCCCAGUACUUCCUGGAAGCGAAAGACAAGGACAUCAGGCACGCCCUUGCUGGACUCUUCGUGGAGAUUUUGGUGCCUGUUGCUGCGACGGUGAAGAACGAAGUGAACGUGCCGUGCCUUAAGAACUUCGUGGAAAUGCUGUACAGCCACACCCUGGACGCUAGCACCAAGUCCAAACAUCGCUUGGCACUGUUCCCGUUGGUCACGUGUCUGCUCUGCGUGUCUCAGAAGCAAUUCUUCCUCGCGAACUGGCACUGCUUCCUCGCGAUGUGUCUGUCGCAUUUGAAGAAUCGCGACCCGAAGAUGUGCAGAGUCGCACUAGAAUCGUUAUUUCGCUUGCUUUGGGUGUAUAUGAUUAGAAUAAAAUGUGAAAGCAAUUCAGCGACGCAAUCCCGGCUCCAAAGCAUCGUCAACUCCCUAUUCCCUAAAGGCUCGAAAGGCGUCGUGCCUAGGGACACGCCACUCAACAUUUUCGUCAAAAUAAUACAGUUCAUCGCCCAGGAAAGACUGGACUUCGCUAUGAGGGAGAUAGUAUUCGACUUGCUAAUGGUGGGGCGGCCGAUCAAAAUUAUACUAACGCCAGAGAGGAUGUCUAUAGGUUUGCGAGCAUUUCUCGUAGUUGCAGAUAGUUUGCAGCAAAAAGAAGGAGAACCUCCUAUGCCUAGAACAGCUGGCACCUUACCUUCGGGAAACACAUUGAGAGUGAAAAAGACUUUUUUGAACAAAAUGCUGACUGAUGAAACCGCUAGAUCAAUAGGGAUGAGUGCGUACUUCCCGUAUGUGAGACGGGUGCUGGUGGAGAUUCUGCGGGCUUUGGAUGCCCAUUACGGAAGGCCGCUGAUGCUGACCAACACUCAGAAUGUUACCAAAGAGCAGGAGAUCAACACGGGCGAGAGGAAGCCGAGGAUAGAUCUGUUCCGUACCUGUGUUGCAGCGAUACCAAGACUGAUCCCCGAAGCCAUGGCCCCCAGCGAGUUGGUGGACUUGCUCUGUCGGCUCACAGUGCACAUGGACGAGGAACUUAGGGGGCUCUCCUUCCAGAGCCUCCAGACCCUCAUCGUGGACUUCCCCGAGUGGAGGCAGGACGUGUUCGCAGGCUUCACGCAGUUCCUCGCCAAAGAAGUCCAGGACACAUCACCGCAACUAGUAGAGAAAGGUCUUCGUAUGCUGCUCCAACUGCUGACGAGUUGGAAGAACGGCGAGCCGACCGCUUCUACGGCUCCGACGAAAACCGAACCCAUGGCCUCCGUGAUCCGGGGCGUCGAAGCGCUGGGCCUGGUGAUGUUGUGCCAGUGUAAAGCUUACCCCCGGCGGCUGGCGGUCCAUGUGCUACUCGAAUGCAAGUUCCUCCUAGAGAAGCUACAGUUAACACGCGACGAGCCAGCGCUGAUCGACGCCGCAGACGCGCACGUCCCUCAUUUUGCCGAGAAGUGUCUGCCGUUGUUGCCUCCAGCUGAAAAACAAGCUAUAUUGGCUGCCGGACAGCCGGACUUGGUUUGGAUUGCGGAGAGAAGCCAUGCCGUUUGGACCGCAGGUCUACAGCACGACGAGACAUCAACGAAGAACAGUUGGAGUGGCAGCUCGUCAAAUGGCGCAGAUCCUUGGGAGGUGGUGCUGUUCGGCCUUUUGGAACGCAGCCGGGUGCCAGCGAGAUGUCCGGCCACUGUAUUGCAGGCGUGGCCCAUCUUACACGCUCGCAUUCACGCCCUCUUCACCAUUAUAGAACCAGCGCCAGUGAACGACAAUCGCGCGUCCUUGCUGUCAAGAAGUCCGGCUUUGCCGAGGAAACCUGAAAAAGAAAGAGACGGCUAUAUGCAAGUUUGGAAAUACUACAUGACAAUGGCUUACCUCGUGGUCCCGGCCGUGCCAAGCCCAGUGAUUCGUUGCGCAAGUCCGGACCUUAGCCUCAGCAAUGAGACGGAGGGGUGGCUGGGCCUGGCGGUGCUCAGUUCUUCAAGCGAGAGCCUCAACGCGCCCGGCGGCUUCUUCACGCUACCAUUGAGCUAUGCGCGCGCGCAUAGACAACACAAACGAACGAGUUCGUCGCCGGAUUCGCUGAGCGAACGCAGCGGGGGUGAGGCGCGGGGUGCGCAGGCGUCGCCGGGGUCGCUUCACAAGUUGGCCGUGCCGUUGGCGCGGUGCGAAGUGCCCGAAGUCAGGGAUGCAGCCGUAAGCGCUUGUGGGAACAUCAACCCGGACGCUCUUAAGGACCUGAUGGAAGAACUGGUUCCACUGCUUCGGGAAGCGGUGGACAGGAAGCAAGAGAACAUGAGACGGCGGCGGCGGCGAGACGCGCUGCGGCUACAUCUCAAUAAGAUGCUGUUGCUCAUUGCGCAGAAGAAAACAUUCGCUAACAGCCAAUUCGCAUUAGAAAGCGGCAGUUUACACACCACACUGACGGAGUACUUGGACGGCGUGCGGCAGUGCCUUGAAGUGGAGGCCGAGAAGGACGCGCCAGCUGCUCGCGAGCAACGGCUCACGUUCGCUGACUUCGUCACUGAGCUGAUCAAGAGCUUCCCACUAGAAAUGUACGGGUCCCUAUUGAAGAAGGAGCUGUUGCGCAGUUUGUUCUCGCUGUUCUCCGGGUGGUGUGGGCCGCUGGUCAAACACCUGGGCAGCUUAGUACCCCAGCCGCCCACCGCUGACGUCGACGAGAGGCUAAACUUGUCAGCGCUCAGAGCGAUGAGUGCGUUAGUGUGCUGCGGACCCUGCUUUGCUCCCAGCGCCUUGGCCGAGGACGGAUCACUCUACCCAUGGCUGAGCGAAAUGCUAUCCUCUUCCAGCGAUAAGAUAUACGAGUUGGCGCGGGAGACCAUCGUCCUACUACUAGACUGCAACCCGGACAUAGGUCCACUGCUGGACUGGACCGUGGACAAAUGCUUCACAGGGUCGCCGCGAGUCGCCGAUGGUUGCUUCAUGGCGCUCGCCACCAUCUUCAGCGCAAGGGAGUACCCCUGCGACCACUACACGGCGAUCAUCAACGUGACACUCAUGUGUACCGGGUGCCCUAGGGCUCCGGUCCACGAGAGCGCCUUGCAGCUACUCCAACUACUGGACAAGAGGUUCUUCGGCACAGUGGGACCCCUCCCUGCCGAUGACGACAGCGAUGAAAAAGGGCGAGGGACUUUGGACGCUCUGCUCUGCACCACGUACUGUCGCUCUCAGCUGUACCUCUCCCGGCAGCUGUCUCAGCUUCACCCUGAGCUCACCAUGCCCAUGUUCUCAGAAAUCACGGAGCGAUUCCAAACGGCCCGCACUGAAGUGAGACAGCUGCUGCUGCAGUACCUGUACCCUUGGCUCGUCAACAUCGAACUGGUGGACCCCAACGUGCCGCCCGCCAACCCUCUCUCCUACAUACAGCACUACGCAACGGAAGCCGGCCGAAGCGGGCGGAGGGAAGGCCUGGGAUCAGCCGAGGCCACGGAGAUGGUCCUCAACAACCUGUUCUACAUCACAGCCAAGUUCUCCGACAACCAUCCGAAAGAGAUUGAGGAGUUGUGGGCGACACUCUGCGCGUGCUGGCCCAACAACCUGAAGGUCAUCAUCAGAUACCUCAUCAUCGUGUCCGGGAUGGCGCCCAACGAGUUGUUACCUUACGCCAAACGCGUAGUCCUCUACUUGGCUCGGUCGCGACCCGAGCGUCUUCUGGACGAAAUGAUGACGGAGCUGCAGACGGUGGAGACCCUCAACUGCCUGAUCGAGCGCACGGAGACUCCGCCCUUCUACAGGCUCACUUCUAUGAGGAAGGCCACAUCGGGCCACAGCGACGGACCAGGCACAGGCUCUCAGGAUGCGACGGGGCGCACGGGCGAACUCGCGCCGGUCGAAAAGGGGACAAUUCACACAAAGAGGCACAGUGGGGAGGACCCCGCCAAGGCCAGCGUGAAAGCCCCUGAGACGCCGGGGCCUCGCGCCCCGUACAAGCGGGCCUCGGCGCCGCCUUGUGGGACUCCGCCCGCCGUCGAAGAACCCCCGCCGCCAACCGAAGGAGACGCCACACCUACUGUUCUGGGCCCUGAGUCGACGACGCCAACGGCGGGCAGCGCGCCAACCACGCCGCUGGAGCCCCGCGUCGACGUGCCGCAGCCGCGGCCUCUGCCCAUGCCGGAAUAUGGAGGGUUCUUUGCGAAACUCACUGAGUACCUGCCCGACAGCAGCCAGCCAAUAUCUGGUUUUCACAGAUGCAACGUAGCCGUGAUGUUGCUAUGCGACGUGGUGCUGGAAGGCGGGGAGCUCGACUGGUCCAUACACGUUCCUCUCAUGCUGCACAUCGUGUUCCUGGGCAUGGACCAUACCAGAUGGAUAGUCCACCAGCACUGUCGUCAGCUGCUGCUGAAUCUCCUUGUGGCGGUGGCGGCUCACCACGAUCACCUGACCAUCGCACGGGUGUUGCUAGGCAGCCGCUCGACGCAGAUCGGCUUGGGGGCGCCACUGUCUUUGCGGCUUCUGCACAAUUUUACUGAGCCAGACGCAGCGUUCGACGGCUUCCAACAGUGCGGUCACUCGCCGCGUUCGCACGCUCGUUCGCUCAGUUCCGAUCCACAAGUCACACCUGAGGCGGAAGGCGACAACUACCCCUCAUUGCCGGUGAUAGUGACAGGCGAAGCUGAACCGGAAGCGCCGGAGCCGCAGGAAGCGUCGGCGGCGGAUGUGCCUGUCGCUGACGUCAUCAAGUCGCUCGUCCACUUCCUGGCCAACAGACCGACACAUACUCCACUCUGGCAGUACGAGGAUAUCACAGCUAAAGUGUGGACCCUACGCAGCUGCCAGCAGAUGUCGACGCUGUUGCGUCACGUGUUGCUCGUGUUCCGGGAGUCGUUGCCCCACGCGCUGGUCUCCGAGCGCUGGGCCCAGACCGCACUGCAGCUGGGUCUAUCCUGCCCUUCCAGGCACUACGCGGGGAGAUCGCUGCAGGUAUUCAGGUUCAUAGGCGUAGCUAUGACGGGUCGAAUGGUGUCCGAUAUACUAUCACGAUUGGUGGAAACGGUGGCGGAACAAGGCGAGGAUAUGCAAGGCUACGUCACAGAGCUGCUGCUGACCCUUGAGGCUGCCGUCGACUCUCUGGAAUCCAACUUCAGGCCCCUGGACUAUAUGCGAGAUAUCUUCAAGUCUACGCCCAAUUUGAAUAAUAAAGAUGGCGGCUCCCAACCUAAUGGCCCCGCUUAUACCGGUGGCAAACGUUCGCCAGGCGUGUGCGUGGGCUGCGUGAGCAACCACACUCGCAGCACGAGCUACUCCGUAUCUUACUGCGUAAGGAAAAGCGCCGCGCCCCCCACUUCCGCUGAGAAACAUCACGAGCGAUCGAGGCCUUGCAACGAAGCUGCGAAGGGCAUCUGUCCCAAUCUCUGCCGCUCGCGAUCGGCUCAGUCGCUCAAAUUAUUGGGAGACACCGCUACUCAGGACGACAAGCUGACGAUCUUGGCGACUCUAUUCUGGGUCGGCGGCGCACUGCUCGAGUCAGAUUACGAGCACGAAUUCCUGCUAGGGGUUCGUCUGUUGUCGCGUGUGAUGGCGCGACUGCCGCUCGACCGACCCGACGCCCGCGACCGCCUCGACCGGACGCAAGCCCACUCCUCGCCGUGCCUACACGCAUUGCUGCUCAAGGGUUGCACUCAUCCGAACACGUACGAGCCGGUGGUCGGGGUCCUGGCCGACAUGAUCCCACUGCUGGAGCUGCCGGUCAUCGACCCCACGCAGUCGCUGGCCUUCCCCAUGACCGUGGUGGCGCUGUUACCAUACAUGUUGCUUCACUACGAAGACGCGAAUGAGUUGUGUGUGCGCGCUGCGUGCCACAUCGCUCAGUUCACAGCAGAGAAGAGCAAGAAGUUGGAGAACCUCGGCACAGUGAUGACCCUGUACUCCCGGAGGACAUUCAGCAAGGAGAGCUUCCAGUGGACCAAGUGCGUGGUCAAGUACCUCUGGGACACCUACUCGCAUCUCUCUUUGCAGAUGCUCGCCUUCCUCGUCGAAGUACUCGAAAAGGGUUCUGUGAGUCUGCAACUACCCGUGCUGUCGGUGCUCCACUGCAUGCUGCACCAUGUGGAGCUGAACACUCCCGCCGCGCAGCCGGUUAACACUGACCUGCUGCGGGCAGUCGCCAAAUUCAUUGACCAAGACGGCAACAACUACAAGGAGGCUAUGAAGAUUCUGAAACUCGUGGUGACGCGGUGUUCGACGCUCGUCGUGCCGCCAUACUGGGACACCCACGCCUCCUCCAUACUCGACACCGAGCUUCAUGGGAAAAAGGAGCUGCCGGGCCGCACUAUGGAUUUCACGUUCGACCUGUCGCAGACGCCAGUGAUUGGACGAAAAUACUUGCCUAAAGCUGGCAGCCAACCAGCCACUGGUCCAAGUUCUUUAUCAAAUGCUUCUUCUACCACUCCAGAUAAAGGGUCCGGCUCAUCGACCUCGCAGUCGGGCUCGGUGUCGACAGUGGUGUGCCCGGAGGGCGGCGUCAUCGCCAGCCAACCGCAGAGCGCGGCGUCACCGCGUCGCUCGCUGUCGCUGUCGCCCGCUGACGCGCUAGCCGCCGGCUGGAAGCGGCCUUGGAUGUCACAGAGUCGUGUCAGGGAAUGCUUAGUUAAUCUAUUGACUACUUGCGGACAGCGAGUAGGACUUCCCAAGAGCCCAAGUGUGAUCUUUAGCCAGUCGUCAGAGUUACUGGAGCGUGAGUCAUCGAUGGCCUCAUCCCUGGAAGAAGUCUCAGGGACUCCAGGCAACGAACCUUCAGGCGGAGCGCCUCCCACCGACCACUUCGGAGUCUUCAAAGACUUCGACUUUCUUGAGUACGAGAGCGAGAGCAUCGAGGGAGAGAGCUCCGACAACUUCAACUGGGGCGUGCGCCGACGCCCCCUGAGCGAAGAGCGCGACGACAUUGGGCCGCCCGAGCGCAGCCCCCCGCCGCAAGUGCCCCGGGCCCCGGACACACCGCAUCCGCUCAAGAUGUACCGCGUUUCAUGGCAGACGCACGACGACUCAUCUGACGACGAGGCCGGAUGGGACGAGGGAACGAGCAGCGGGCGCGGGGAGGGAGACGCCAUGAUGACCAAUGAGCUGGUGCUGCGCCCACGCACGCACUCCUUCUCUAGUGCUUCUAGUGGAGAACCAGAUGUGUGGAGCCGGAAUAACGUGCGGUGCGUGGCAGGCGACCGCGGCGACGUGACGCCCGUGCCGGGCGCUGCCCCACCGCUGCGCGACGCGUGGCGCGCGUCCGUGGCCGGGUUGUUGCGUUACGGCGCCGCCACGCCGCCCAUCAUCCUCGUACAUCGUAUGCACACUGUGCUCAAGGAAGUGACAUCCAAAACCGUCGCUCUUUGCGCCGAAGGGGCGAACUCAGCGGUGGGAGGGGCGUUGGAACUGGCCGCAGUUCUCGACCGUCUGAGCAGCGAUGAGCCGCCGCUGUUGUGGGUGGGGGCGUCCGUGGCUGAUUGCGUCCGCGUGCGCGACGCUGUUAGAUACGCCGCUCUUGAGAUCAACGAGCAUUUGGAGACAUAUUUCGAUAGGAGGGAACACGCUUUGGAGACCAUGGAGUGGCGCGCCAGUGCGGAGGCGCGGGGGGAUGAUACCGCUCGCUGCCUCUACAAGCUGAUAUUCCAACUGCUGCUGCUGUUGGAGACCAACAACAAGAUGGUGGUCGCUGUGUACCACGCUGCCCUCGAUAACAGGGGCAAGGAGAUGAGCACCACAGUGUGCAGUGUGCGGAACGCUCUGGCCAUGAGCACGUACGAACCAUUGGAGGGAUCGCCGAUGAUGUGCGACGACGCGCGCAUUCUGCAGCUCAUGCAACGACAAAGAUGGGGCGCGGCGCUGGCGUUGGCGCGCGAACGCAACGCUGAGCGCAUUCUGGAGCGCGGGGAGCUGCCUGAAGAUGACAUCACCAGCCUGCUGCACAUCUACUGCAAGGGCCUGGCCCAGGCGAACCCGGAUAUGGUGGCGAUCACGCGACCUGUGAACGAGCUGUCUCAGAACCUGUCGUUCAUGAUGGAGAGUUUGUACAAGGUCAGCAUGGUGCUCCAGCGACAGGAGUACGUCUGAUGCUUAGGCCCCGCGGCCUAUUACCAGCCGCGCCCGCACCGCCCCCCCACCCCAUUCCGCCCCCCCACCCCUUUCCGCCCUCCCACCCCUUUCCGCCCUCCCACCCCUUUCCGCCCCCCCACCCCUUUCUUCGACCGGAACAGACCCAUGCCCAGAAACCCACCGGUCCGACGUCGCAGAAGAUUGCUCCCGCAAAUCCCUACUACUAGUCGACCGGCUAACCGACCAGUAUUCGAUCGAGCUUCAUACCCGUCGACUUCCUAUCAAUAGAUGCUUUAUCGCUCGGCCUAUUUUCUCAGUUUGUUGUUUCACAAAUAGUCACUAUUUAAAUGUAUUAGCGAAAAUAUUCUAUAUUGCUUACGGUUCGCGCAUCUCUGCAAGCUUUGUCUAUAUUUAUUUAAUAGAAAUAGUGGAAACUAUGAUAUUUGUUCUCGACGAGUUCGUUGAUUCAAUACAAAAGUGUUUAACAUAACUGUAAUAGAAAUAAUAAGUACAUCAAUGUUUACAUAUUGUUUAGUGCGAGUUUGAUAAAAGCGAUUGCGUUUAAGUUUCUCUCUCAUUAAUUUAAUUCUUGGCUCUGACACCGUGAUAAUGAAAAAUAAAACUUAACAUUUUGAAAAAAACACACGCACAACUAACCAAUAGUGUACCAGUACAUGAUCUGCAAUUAGAUCGAUUAUCAACGUCCGGCUGCGAAAAAUGUACUAGAGUUCUAAUAGAAAACUCGCACUAUGCAUAUAGAUAGAUAUAGAAACAACUUCGGUGUUACUAGUUAAUAUGUUUAUAAUUAGUUAUGUCAUUACCUAUAACAGAACUAAUUAUAAACACACUCAUAUGUGUGUUAACAUAAUAAUAUAAAGACCACUUUUCGUCUCAAUACUUCUGAAUGUUAGUUGUUGAUGUUAACAAAUAUAUCUCAUAAUAAUAAUACUGUCAUCCUCAAUGUUAAAUCAACGUAUAAUAAAAUUGGUGUUAAUCAUAGAUCGUGUAAUGUUUCAAUAGCAACACAAUCAAUUUCUGAACAAAACAUUUUAAAAACCUUUCGUUUUAAAAGACUGCCUCCCAAUAUUUAUUUAUUUUAAUAUGCUUGUAUGGUCUUCAAUAUUGCAAAAAAAAUUUUUUAUUGUGGGCAAAAGUGCAUGCAGGUCACCUGAUUGUGAUUUAUUUUUAUUACUAAAUUCUCGUUUACUAAAACAUACGAAUACAAUUCUGCAUACAUAAAUUAUUUAAAAAAAGCACUAUCAUAUGAUUUACGUCUUAAGGUUGGGAAACUUUACCACAUUAUAAUAAUGAGUACGGGAUUUAGAGCACGCGAUCAUUUAAUAUACAUAUCAGAAAUAUAAAGUCGAUUGUCAUUUUUAUAAUAUUCUGUUGACGUCAAUAAUUUACACCUUUUUGUUAGCACACUACCAAAUACAUCGUAAAGAAAACUGCACAAUGGUAGACUCAAGUUUACUAGUGUGUAUGCGUACAUCACCACUAGAAGUAUAUUCGUAAAAGUCAUGCUGUGUAGGCGACUUAAAUGAAAACGGACACCAGUGUUAGCGACAACACACUCGAUAAGAAAAUAUUAUCAAAUAUGAUAUGAGGAAAUAAUCAUUGGUAAGUAAACCUUAUACUAAUUUCCAGACAUAAUAUUAGAUCAAUAUCUAACAUAGUACUAAUCGGGCAGGAGUUGUUAGUAAGAAUUUGUAACUAAUAAGUUGAUUUAGUUUUAAAACCAAUGUACUAAACGUACUGACUUUAGUUUUCCGUUAACUGAUCUCAGAUAGUGUAUUUACGCUUCUCUAGGCGUCCGGUAGAUGGCACCAGCUUUGCGUCGACGCUCCGUUACACAUUAUUAUUGUAUUUGAUAAAAAUAACGCAACAUUGCUGGUAAUAAAUAUUGGAAAUAUGAAAAAAAAAACUAGGAAACUGAAAUAUUGGCCCUAAAUUAUAAUAAAAACAUAAUGAGCUGAAUGAUUGCCUGGACAUUGGAAUUGUAAAAGUAUUAAACAACUGAAAAUGUCAUGGCGACUCAACUGUUUUAUCCCCAAUAGUGCACGUUGGUACUUUUGACAUAAAUCAAUCACCAUUGAAUAUCGAUUUGCUACUGAACAAACCACUUAUUAUAGGUUUUCUCUUGUCUGCUAUCGUUUGUGAUAUUGUCCUUUUUUGUAGUAAUUAUGACAAUAUUUAUUAUUUGUAUUUAAUAAUUUUGUUAUUACCAAGCCAGUGUAUUAUGAUCAAUGUAGGUUCAUAGGAGUGGUAUGUGCAGUAACGGACAUUUGUCAUUCUUUUGAGGGAAAUAUCAUCUUUAUCGCAUGUACAGUCGACAGCACAUCACACACAUACGAGACAUAGGUGCAGUGUGUAACUUGAUAUACUGUUGACUAUACAUGAAAUGUUCUUGUACAUUUAGGGCGCGGUUUGACAAUACCGCUCAUUGGAUACUGUAUAGAUCUACGCAUAGCCCUAAGUAUUAUUACAAAUUCGUUGCGUCAUAAGCUACGCGCAUCUGGUUGCGUUAAAGUGCUCUCACUUCUUUUGCCGUAGAGAGGCUUGAAAUAUACGAGUAUAAUUAUAAAAUAAUAUUAUUUAAAGGCGGUGUCGAAUUUUCGUUGAACACAUGACUAGCAUUCUAACACGACCAGAGUCUUAGGGAAUUAUUAUUGUCCUUAACCAAUUGUACAAUGUAUUUAACAAUAAAUGAAUAUUAAACUUG
Molecule: messenger RNA, 12153 nt
Organism: Plodia interpunctella (Indianmeal moth)
Lineage: Eukaryota; Metazoa; Arthropoda; Insecta; Lepidoptera; Pyralidae
Gene: fry
Product: furry
Exons: 59
Coding region: 300-9449 (3049 amino acids)
Biological process (GO): neuron projection development; cell morphogenesis
Cellular component (GO): cell cortex; site of polarized growth
Source: RefSeq, a predicted model, not a curated record